Molecule: messenger RNA, 1485 nt
Organism: Lithohypha guttulata
Lineage: Eukaryota; Fungi; Ascomycota; Eurotiomycetes; Chaetothyriales; Trichomeriaceae
Gene: CTI6
Product: Histone deacetylase complex subunit
Exons: 5
Coding region: 1-1485 (494 amino acids)
Biological process (GO): negative regulation of silent mating-type cassette heterochromatin formation; negative regulation of rDNA heterochromatin formation
Cellular component (GO): Rpd3L-Expanded complex; Rpd3L complex
Source: RefSeq, a predicted model, not a curated record
AUGGCUCGUGGUGACUCUUCUGCUCCCCGCAGGAGUCGGCGAGGUGCUGAGACCGACAAAGAUCCUCUACUCAAACAGCCAUCCGCCGACGAAGAAGAUCAGGAAGUAUUAGAAGACGACGUCACUCGCUGCAUCUGUGGCCAUGCCGACUAUCCAGGACCCAGUGUGAGCAUUAAAGACCAAUUCGGCCCAGCAGCGCUUACAGAAGAUAUGGGUAACUUCUUCGUGCAGUGUGACAAUUGUCAUGUUUGGCAGCACGGUGGCUGUCUGGGUAUCCACGAUGAGUCUAUCAUACCAGAUGAAUAUUACUGCGAAAGAUGCAAACCAGACUUCCACAAGGUCAUGAAAGCUUCGAAUCUCAACGCAAAAUCUUCACGCUACCUGCCAGUCCUCGAAGGCUCAAUCCGUUCCACACCUCUCUCCGCAGCCGACCAGGCCCGAAUGAAAGAACUCAAGAAUAAGGCACUACAGAACACCAAAAGGAGAGCGACCAUGAAUAGUCGAGGUGCUUAUGACGAAGACGAAAUGCUAAGACAGGCCAUCGAACAAAGUAAAGUGGAAGGCACGUUAGGCAAGAGAAGUCGAGACGAAAGCGAAGAUCAACGACCUGCCAAUAAGAGACAGAGAACCGGCUCAAGUAUUUCCGAGGUCUCAUCUAAAAAGAGCCAAAGUCCUGAGCUAGAAAAGAUGGCUACAGGAAAGAACAGCUCCAAAUUGCGCGGAGCUGCCGCCAGGAACAACAGGGAGAAGGAGAUCCGAGAAAAGAUGAAGCAAGAGACUGCCGCACAAAGGGCUGAAGCUGCUAGCAAACGGAAUGCUAGAUCUGAACGGCGCAGGGUGGAUGACUCUCCCCCACCCACUCCUACUCUGUCUCCCUCCAAAAUGGCCGAACCUAGAGCUACCAAAAUCAAAGCGGACACUCCCCAGCCAGGGAAGUCAAAGGGCAAAGGGGGCGCACGUCCAGGUGUGCGUGGUAAAAGAGUGGGUAGGAAUCAGUAUACGAGAGAUCUAUACGAUCCAAGCGAUACCCCCAAUCGAUCGAACUCGAACGACAGAAUUGGACACAACUCUCCUUAUGGUGCACAUGAAGGCAAUCGCUCAAGAGCCAAAGUGCACCCUUCACGAACUUCUCUCAAUGAGAUGAAGAAGCGUGUAGCUGCAAUACUUGAGUUUGUAAGCCAGAUGCAGACCCAACAUAACAAGUCGAACGGCUCAAACCCGACCUCUCAUAGUGGUAGUGAUUCUCGUUCGAGCAACAGUGCAAAGGGUGACAGCACGCCCAAAACCAACGGUCAUGCUACAGGUAUGCCAGCCAGCAAAUUGAUUGAGGCUAUCACUGCGGGCCUCCAGGACCCUGAUGAAGCAUGCAAGGUCAAACUCAUCCCGGAUAUGGACUUCGCUAAAUUGGCAAGCGGACAAAUGAUGGAAACGUUGAUGGGUGAACUUGUUGGUUGGCAGAGUCAUUAUGGUGUCUACUCACGCUAG